CUUGUCUUGAUCUCAUACCACUGUGGGAGGCCGCAGAAGAAGACACGCAGAGCGCGAGUGAGUGUGCAGUGGGGGUGGGAGGCUGGGCUGCAGUGCCCUCUACUGGCGACUGAAGAAGCUGUCCAAACCGGUUGAGCUACGUCAGCAAGCAGCGACGGUGAGUGCGUAUGCGACAGAGAGACAUAAUCGGCUGCAACGGAGCUGACCUACCUGGGGGCUCCUUCCCAUCCUCGCCCCGGGCGGUGGUGAUGCUCGUCGUGGGUGCUUGAUGGGGCUCUUCAGGAUCAUGAUGCCGCCCAAGUUGCAGCUUUUAGUCGUGCUGACGUUCGCCGUUACCAUGCUCUUCAUCGAGAACCAGAUCCAAAGACUGGAAGAGUCCAGAGCCAAACUAGAGCGCGCCAUGGUCAGACGCGAGCUUUCUGCGGUGGAGCAGCAGCGUCACGGCGAAGACAGCGGUCGUGGCCUCUCGGAGGAGGAGCACGAGAAUGUCGAGGACGUGGUGAUCAUCUACAACCGGGUGCCCAAGACGGCUAGCACUUCCUUCACCAACAUUGCGUAUGACUUGUGCACCAAGAACCACUUCCACGUGCUGCACAUCAACACCACCAAGAACAACCCUGUCAUGUCCUUGCAGGACCAGAUGCGUUUUGUUCACAACGUGACAUCCUGGCGAGGGAUGAAGCCCGGUUUCUACCACGGCCACGUGGCCUACCUGGAUUUCUCCAAGUACAGCGUCAAGGGGAAGCCCCUCUACAUCAACGUGGUGCGAGAUCCCAUCGAGCGCUUGGUGUCCUACUACUACUUCCUGCGUUUCGGAGACGACUACAGGCCCGGCCUGCGGCGAAGGAAGCAAGGGGACAAGAAGACUUUCGACGAGUGUGUGUCGUCCAGUGGCCCUGACUGUGCUCCUGAGAAACUCUGGCUGCAGAUUCCCUUCUUCUGUGGCCAUCAUUCAGAAUGCUGGAAUGUGGGCAGCCGCUGGGCGCUUGAGCAGGCCAAGUACAACCUGGUCAACGAGUACCUGCUGGUGGGCGUGACCGAGGAGCUGGAGGACUUCAUCAUGAUCCUGGAGGCCACGCUGCCGCGCUUCUUCAAGGGCGCCACCGACCUCUACAAGUCGGGCAAGAAGUCGCACCUGCGCAAGACCACCGAGAAGAAGCUGCCCACUCAGGAGACCAUUACAAAACUCCAGCAGUCCAAGAUCUGGAAGAUCGAGAACGAGUUCUACGAGUUUGCGCUGGAGCAGUUCCAGUUUGUGCGGGCGCACGCUGUCCGAGAGAAGGACGGUGAGCUCCUCGUGCUGCCGCAGAGCUUCUUCUACGAGAAGAUCUACCCCAAAGCCGCCUGAGAAACGCAAGGGCGAAUCCACACGGACAUGCUGGAUUCCAGGACUUUUAGCAGGUAAUAGUGGUGGUGGGUUUUUCAUGAUGGGCUCAAUCGGGACUGAAAAGCGACUUUUGAGUCAACGAGCACCUUUCGAUUGACUGCUGAGCUCACCCGACCGAUGAGAAUUGGUUUCGUACGCGACAUUUUUCGAGCUUGUUUACAGCAAGAUUUCAAAGACAGUGGUGGGACUGUGUACUAACUGCUUGUCAGUCCAGCAAUUUCACAUAGAACCACAUAGAUGUCCCAAUGGGUCACUUGCACAACUUUGUGAUGUGUGGGCAGAAGUAUUGGGACAGCAAUUGCAGACGUGGCAUCGCCACGAGCUCUGCUCGAUGAUAUCUAGCACCCGACCCGAAACGUUUUAAUCAACUGAAACCUUUGCCGUCGUUUUUGAAUGAUUGGGGGGGUCCUCUGUCCCAAUACUUUUGUCUAGCACCACCGAUGGUGGCGAACUCCGAGCUCGUACAACUGAAUGUGCCUUUUAUGGGGAUUAUUAAUAUUAGCACAGUUUUCUGUUGCGCUGGCACUCAAAACAAUCACUUUUUUUUUCUAUUUUGUACUUGUCCUCGUCCACGUGCGUUUCAGACAUAAACACCUACUUUCAAAUCUUUUCUGUUGCGUUGGCACUCAAAACAAUCGCUUUUUUUCUGUAUUUCUCCUCGUCCACGUGCGUUUCAGACAUAAACACCUACCUUCAA
Molecule: messenger RNA, 2084 nt
Organism: Syngnathus typhle (broad-nosed pipefish)
Lineage: Eukaryota; Metazoa; Chordata; Actinopteri; Syngnathiformes; Syngnathidae
Product: heparan sulfate 2-O-sulfotransferase 1-like
Exons: 8
Coding region: 269-1348 (359 amino acids)
Cellular component (GO): membrane
Molecular function (GO): heparan sulfate 2-sulfotransferase activity
Source: RefSeq, a predicted model, not a curated record